AUGAUGAAGAAAGUACUAGUGUCCGUGUUUUUAUCGAUCGUGUUGUUUUAUAAUAUCGUGGACGCGAACGAAUUGAAACUAAAGCAAGUUUUGAUAUUCAGUAGACACAAUGUGCGGUAUCCAGUUGCAGUUGCAGAUAAUCUGCAACGAUAUACACAGAAACCAUGGCCCACGUUAUCUGGACGAAAAGGAGCGCUGACACCUAAAGGCGCACGGCUAGAAGGAUACAUGGGUGAAUAUUUCGCACAAUGGUUCAAUGACAAUAAGUUUUUAACUGCUGAAUGUCCUGCAGACGACGAGGUGUACGUGUACACAAAUACUGCGAGCAGAACUAAAGCAACUGCCCGAGCUUUCCUCGACUCUGCUUUUAAAAACUGCUCCGUGCCUGUACAUCAUAAAAACAUCGACGGCCGGGAUCCUCUCUUCGCACCUUUGGUACACAACUCUACACAAGCUUACAGAGACAUGGUAAUUGAAGAAAUCAAAAGAAAGAUGUCAAACAAUGAGAAACUCAAAAAAGUCUUAUUGGAAUUGAACGACAUAUUGAAUGUAGGAGAGUCAGAUGUUUGCAAAGAGGAUGGGAUUUGUGAUUUGACGGAGCCGAAGAACUCGAUAACCUACGAGGUUGGUAAAAAAGUGUGGGUACACGGACCGCUGAUGAUUGCUAAUUAUGUGAUGGACUUCUUUGUAAUGACUUAUUACGAUGGUUUGCCAAUAAAAGACAUUGCGUGGGGAAACAUCAGAAGUAAAGAAAAAUGGGAAGUAAUGAUGGAGUUUGGACGUCAAGACCAUGACAUAAAGUACAGAACAGUAGCUGAAGAUAUCGGAGCACCAUUAAUGAACUACUUGAGAGAAACGUUCCACAAUUAUGAUAAUAAGCCGAAGUUGAUUUUGUUAGUUGGUCACGAUUAUAAUUUGAAUAGUAUUACAACAAAUAUGGGAUUUGAACCCGUAGAUUUGCCGAAGCAGUUUGAGAAGUUUCCUAUUGGUGGGAAGCUGGUGUUUCAGAGAUGGACAGAUGAUGAAAAUGACUUUUUGAAGGUGGAGUAUGUGUACCCGAGUUGGUCUCAGUUGCGAUGUGGGACAAAGUAUUCUAGCACUGAUCCGCUGCAGAAGGUCGUCAUGAAGUUGAACUGGUGUUCAGACAAGACCGGACACGGGUUAUGUCCGUGGACUGAAUUUAUUAGUAAAGUGUAG
Spodoptera litura is the source of this 1197-nucleotide messenger RNA. Lineage: Eukaryota; Metazoa; Arthropoda; Insecta; Lepidoptera; Noctuidae. The record is from RefSeq and is a predicted model, not a curated record.